CGUUGACCGCUUUAACGACUCCUCGAUUUCAUUCCCUCAGACGCACCGCAGACCUGCACGACCAUGAGCGCACUAACAGAAAACCCGUUCGCGUCCACGCAUUCCCUUGACGCGAACCCUUUUGAGGACCCAGUUCCACUGUCAGGACAUACGUCGCCACAACCGAGUUACCCUAGCCCGCAACAUGCCGUGCGGCUAGAAGAGUUGAACGAGAGAGAGAGGGAUCUCGAACGGAGAGAACAGGAACUGACACAAAAGGCCGAGCACAUACGGAGGUUCGGGCGAAACAACUGGCCGCCGUUCUAUCCGCUCAUCUUCCACUCUAUCCCGGAAGAGAUACCUGAACAUCACCGUCCACUCAUGACCCGUCUGUACCAGCUAUGGUUCGUCCUCGUAGGCACACUCGUCGUGAACAUGGUGGCGUGUAUCAUCAUCCUUGCUUCUGGGUCAAGCAAUGGGGCGAGCGACCUAGGGUCAAGUAUUGGGUACUUGAUAGUGAUCCCGCCUCUUUCAUUCCUGCUAUGGUACAGGCCCAUCUAUAAUGGCUAUAUGAAAGAACAAGCACUCUAUUACUACUUUUACUUUGUCUUCUGCGGCUUCCACCUCGCUUAUUCACUCUAUAUGAUUAUUGGUAUUCCGAGUACUGGAUCUGCCGGACUGAUCCAAACCAUCCAGAUGUACGUCAAAGGCCACAUCGCUGCGGCUAUCGUGGGUACUGUAGCAUCCGUGGGGUGGGUGCUGCAAGGGGUCGGGAACGCGUUGUACUACCGGCAGAUUUGGGCGCACCAUAAGUCGGCCGGCCACUCAAUGGAGAAGGCGAAGACAGAGUUGGCCGCACACGGGGCGAAGGCGUACUUCACACGGGGUUAGGACGUCAGCGAUUUAUGUGCUUCGUGUAAUUGCUGCUACAAUACUGCUAUUCCUAUGUAUGGAUGCGCGCUCUGCGGACGCGCCGGCAUCUUAUCUUGCAAUGCGAGCAGUGGGUGAGAUC
This is a messenger RNA of Postia placenta MAD-698-R-SB12, 991 nucleotides long. RefSeq lists its product as hypothetical. Gene Ontology annotation, cellular component: recycling endosome membrane; trans-Golgi network membrane. The transcript has 11 exons. The coding region runs from base 64 to 870 and encodes 268 amino acids. Lineage: Eukaryota; Fungi; Basidiomycota; Agaricomycetes; Polyporales; Adustoporiaceae. The record is from RefSeq and is a predicted model, not a curated record. Gene Ontology annotation, biological process: protein transport.